AACACAAACCCAAAUCAAUCUGCGUUUCUUCUCUCUUUGUCUACGAUGACCUCGAAGAACAGUGGUUUAUCUGCCGCGCUUGUUUUGAAUCUCCAAGAUGUGCUUUCGAAGAGAAAAGUAGGGAACGAGGAAAAAGUUGGGAGCGAUGGAUCGGCGGAGGAGGCUCCGUAUACAUCUGAUUCCGUUGAUGUUGCGGCGGUGGAGGAAGAGAUCGAUGACUCUGGGAUUUUUGCUGUGUUGACCAAUUAAUUGUUUUGACUAUUCAUACUUGUAAUUCAGUCUUGGUAAUACGUUAAUGAUUUUCUUUUGACUCAAUUAAUUGAGGUUAAUUUA
Arabidopsis arenosa is the source of this 333-nucleotide messenger RNA. The record is from the annotation of a GenBank genome assembly. Lineage: Eukaryota; Viridiplantae; Streptophyta; Magnoliopsida; Brassicales; Brassicaceae.